AGCUGUGACAAUAACAACUUGUUGACAAACGUCCGCUUUAGAAUGCAUCGUCCUUAUCUCCCAGACAUGAUAUAAAUAGUUCAGCAGUUUUGAUUUAAGAAAUUACCGACGUCUUUAAAACUAAGAGUGGUUACCAUGUUAUCGUUCAGCAUCACAACUUUAAUACUUCUGAUACCCGUAGGAGCAGUUCAGGAGACAAACCAUCUGAUUCAAAUUGACCAUAAAGGGCGAAGAGUUUCGAUGGAUGUAACAUACGAUUCCGACAAAAAUACAGUACUAGUUGUAGUUGGAGAUGUUUCCAAAUACAAGGACGGUGCCCAGACGGUCAAUCUGCAUGAUUACAACACGGGCUACGGUGUUCUUAAAAAUAUUAACAGAAAGAUAUGCCUUAUGGGACGUGCUCCUUUUCCAAAAGCGACUCCUGAAAAAUACAGGGUGGGCUUGACCACUGAAGUUCAUGACCACUGGCUAGAUAUCAAUCCCGCCAAGCUGACCAAUGAGGAUGUUCUGGACAUUGCUGGCCCAAACAUUGCUGCAUUCUGUAAGGAUUACGGAACUUACUUCGUAACAGCGACACCAUUGGAGGAACACAAAAGAGCGCUAGGACAUGACCGGCGUUCUGAUGAAAGUCAAAAGGAGAGCAAUUGGUGUGUUUUUUCCUCCUGCGGAACCGAUAAAGAACAGUUACAGGAGCUGUCAAAAGAUCAAUAAGAUGGUUAAUUGAGGAAACCAAUACAGAAGAACAAACCAACACUUGAAAUGUAUCUUUAAAGAUUCCAACCAGUACACUUCUGAAUUAAACAUGUAAAAAAACA
Mercenaria mercenaria is the source of this 815-nucleotide messenger RNA. RefSeq lists its product as uncharacterized. Bases 136 to 711 code for a protein of 191 amino acids. The transcript is spliced from 6 exons. Lineage: Eukaryota; Metazoa; Mollusca; Bivalvia; Venerida; Veneridae. The record is from RefSeq and is a predicted model, not a curated record.